AUGAGCAGCGCCAGACACCACGGCGCCGACAGGGCCAGUCCCUCGUCCGCCGCCUCGUCGUCCGCGUCGUCCCCGUCGUCCCCAACUCGUACACCUCGAACACCCCGUCUCGCCAUCCCCCGCGAUGCCCGCCCUCUACUCCCGCGCAGUCCCUCUGCCCUGCUCUUCCCGCCUGCGCCUGCGCCCCCGCCUUUGCACAUCACCAUACGCUUCAGCAUCGCCCUGCCGGAUCUACAUCUUGACAUCCCGCUGCCGCAGCAGACGACCGUUGUGGCGCUGAAGCACCUUAUUCGCGGGCGGCUUGCUGCAGCAGCAGAGGCAGAGGCAGGGACUGAGUCGGAAGACGAUACGAAAGACGAGACCUCAACCCAGGCCUCCCUCGCCCGCCUCCGCUUCAUCCACAACGGCCGCAUCCUCCCCGACGCAGCAGCCCUCAGCGCGGUACUCAAAGCCCCCCCACCACCUCCCCUCUCCGCCCGGUCCGAUUCCAAAGGCAAAUCCCCCGCCGGCAUCCAGCAGCAACAGCGCGUCUUCAUCAACUGCAGCAUCGGUGACCCCCUGCCCGCAUCCGAUAUCACCACCGAAGCCACAGCCGCCACCGCCCCGCCGGCCUUGUCCCCGUCUCCAUCGCCUAUUCCCUCUUCAUUGGGUUCCAAACCCGGUAGCACACCCCCCCAUCUCUCAGUCAACACCAACCUGGCCCCCCAUUCUCUCAGAACCCCCACCACUGCCACCACCACAGACCGAGAAAGAGACCGCGCAACAGGAGCAGCACCCCUAGGCUUCGACCGCCUAACCCAAGCCGGCCUCACCCCCUCCGAAAUCUCCACCCUCCGCUCCCACUUCCGCGCCAUCCACACCUCCCGUUUCGCUCCCGACACCAUGCCCUCGCCCGACACCCUGCGCGCCAUGGAAGACGCCUGGCUCGAUGGGGGUUCUCAUCUGCCUACUACCGCUACUUCCUCCUCUCCCUACGGCAGUAACCUCAAUAAUAAUGGAGAGGGAGAAGGGGAAGGAGGAGGAGGGGGAGUGGAUGAUGUAUUUGGACUGGCGGCGGUGGCGGGACCGUUGAUUCAGGGGAUGUUGGUGGGGUUUGUGUUUCCUUUGGGGGUGAUUGGGUGGUUGGGGAAGGAGGAGGGGGUGUGGUCGAGGAGGAUGCAGGUUUUUGUGGUGUUUGGGGUGUUGUUGAGUGUGUCGGUGGGUUGGGUGAGGGGGUUGACGGGGGAGGGUUAA
Messenger RNA from Dichotomopilus funicola, 1233 nucleotides. RefSeq names its product DSC E3 ubiquitin ligase complex subunit 3. The record is from RefSeq and is a predicted model, not a curated record. The coding region runs from base 1 to 1233 and encodes 410 amino acids. Lineage: Eukaryota; Fungi; Ascomycota; Sordariomycetes; Sordariales; Chaetomiaceae. Gene Ontology annotation, cellular component: endoplasmic reticulum; Dsc E3 ubiquitin ligase complex. The transcript has 2 exons.